Caenorhabditis remanei is the source of this 912-nucleotide messenger RNA. RefSeq lists its product as uncharacterized. The transcript is spliced from 4 exons. The record is from RefSeq and is a predicted model, not a curated record. NCBI's taxonomy places the organism in Eukaryota, Metazoa, Nematoda, Chromadorea, Rhabditida, Rhabditidae. Bases 1 to 912 code for a protein of 303 amino acids.
AUGAUUUACCUUCUACUCACUCUUUUUGCUAUUGGAAUUUCACCUCCCGUGUUCUGUACUAUUGUACAACCGGACCAAAUUGCGAAGACUGUUUUUCUAAAUGACACUACAUUCCUUGCUUACAACUCAUCAGCUAUCAAAUGCCGGAUUGACUGUGCUGAUGCCGAAACAAUGCUUCAAAAGGAUUUUCGAUCUUUCCAAAAAGUUUGGAUGUUCAACAACACGGAAAUGUUCUCAGCCGACGACAAAACUUUUAUCGAUAGUAACCGUAGUCUUGAAUUCCAAGUGCUCAAUAUGGAAGAUACUGGAUCCUAUCAAUGUUGCAUCCGUUCUACAGAUCUCGCCUAUCAAUCAUUCGUUUGUUACAGUACUUUCUUGAUUGUCGUAGAAGAAAUGCCAGAAGAUGGAAUGAAUGCAACUGCUCCAACGACUACUGGUUUGUUCGCUUCAAAAGCUAUCAAGAAGAACUCAGUAUUUUCAGAAGCUCCGCCUCCUCCAUCAUGGAAUGUGGUUAUUGAAGAUGGAGAUAUAUUGAAUGCACAACCAGAAAACAAUUACUUUUUGAAGAUCUUCGAGGAUAACGUGACAUCAAUCCAUUGUUUAGUCAAUGAAGUAGAGAUUAAAAUCAAAACGAGCAACAAUUUUCCACCUCCACUAUACAACGAUGUCCUUAUUCAAUCCUUCAAUUUGACUGAUCAUAGUGGUGUUUAUGUCUGCAAUGGAACCCUUCAAAUCGGAAAUGAAACCACAAUUGAAAAUGUCUCAUUCACUGUAUCUCAAUCAUGGAAUGACAAUAAGAACGCGGAUUUGCUGGAUGCAAAAUUGGUCGCCGAGGCUCUUAAAUCUGCAUUCACCGUCUUCUCCUUCUUUUUUAUUUCUCUUUUCAUUCUUUUCUCCGUUUUCGGAGCUUGA